AUGGAUUUCAUAUCAAGUAUCAAGACCGCUGUCGCUAAUGCAGUAAACAAUGCGAGUGCUGCGGCCUCAUCCCAAAGUGUUGAUGCACGUCUCGCCGCACGCGACUUGUUCACCUAUACGGCGCUACCUCUACGGAGUGCGCGGUCAAUCCGUUUGCUGGAGCUCCAUCCGGGUGCAGGCGACAUCGUGUGCUCGUUGCAUACAGUCGAUCUAGAUACAGCACCGCCAUACGACGCGCUCUCGUAUACAUGGGGUGACGCUCGGCCUCCGCUGCUGCAGAGUGUAGCUCCUCAGCUUUACAGUCGGCGGUUUCCGAUCAGCUGCAACGGAUGCUUGCUCGAAGUGACCGCCAAUCUGUAUCAUGCGUUGCAGAGACUGGUUGCCAUAGAUCGUGCCCGGCCCAGAUGGGAGAAUAUCUAUCUGCAGAGACUCAUUUGGAUCGAUGCCAUUUGUAUCAAUCAGGAAGAUGACGCAGAGAAGAGCACGCAGGUUGCCAUGAUGGAGGAUAUCUACAAAAGAGCCAGCUUGGUGGUCUGUUGGCUUGGUCAAGAAGACCGAUACACGGAGCCCGCAUUGCGCCUUGCCAAUUAUCUAGCUCAGAUCCCCAGUGAAAACUACGGGCAGUACAGCGGGCUUGGGCUGAACCAUUCCGGCAUACCUUCCAAUGAUUGGGAGGCUCUGGUUGCCUUGUUUCGACGGCCUUGUUUUAGGCGCGCGUGGAUAACACAAGAGAUCGUAUUGGCUCAGAAGCUGCUCCUGUUGUGUGGCUCCUUUGAGAUCUCUUGGUCCAUGCUAGUCAAGUGCUCAGAAUUUGUCUGCCAGACGCAAACCUGGCGGCAUCUGUUCGUCAUGUCAAGUCGGUUCUCCAGCAUCCAAGACUACAUCAGUCGCCGCGAAUUGAGGCCUGUAGGGGUUUCUGUGCAAGGACUGGCACAUAUUGAAAAACAACUUCCUAAGGGAAAGAAUCCGUCCAUCAUGGUCCUGAUGAUGGGCCGAGGUACAGAUGCUAGUAACCCGAGAGACAACGUGUAUGCCCUGCUUGGCCUGACCAAGGAGAUGAUCAAAACGCGCCAACCAUCGACAGAGAGAUCCGAUCCGUUGGGCCGACUCACCUUAAGCCAGCUUCCCGUACCGGAUUAUAAAAAGCCGGUGGAGCGCGUGUACUCUGACUUCGCAAAGUGCGUGCUUGAGUGCACUCAAAACCUUCUCCUGCUGUCGCUGGUUGAAGAUCGGUCAGACCGCCGGAGUGCUGGACUUGCAAAUAGCCUGCCGUCUUGGGUGCCGGAUCUAAGUGUUCCACUGCUACCCAUGCCCCUAGCAAUAGAGGGUAACGCAGCACGCUGGGAUGCCGCAGGUCCUGGCAGCGCAGGCCAAGGCAUCGCGCUCGAUAAAAGAUACCUUCUCGUCAAUGGAGCAUACUUCGACACCAUCGCUGGCGUUGGAGAUCCGUUCCACGAGCUUGAAUCAAGUCACAACUGGCUCAGUAUCCUGAAUCUCGUCCGACCGCUCAUUAGCCUUCCGUAUCCCACUUCUGGAGGCUGCUAUGCGGAGGCGCUGUGGCGAAGCAUCAUUGCGGACUUAGACAAAAGGCGCAUCGAUGGUGAUCGACGUCAGAGCCCUGCUGAUCCAACUCUCGGACAAGCUUUCGGCGAGUGGCUGGUCAGCAAGCUCAUACAAUUGCGCUUUGCUGCACUCGACAAGUUUGGCGCGCAGUCCUACUUCUCCAUGAACUGGAAACUUGUGCAAGAAACGUGGAACCAGUUUCUCGAUGACCCAAGCGCGCUGAGGACAGACAUGGAAACCUACAAAAAGAGUGCAACUGAGAGACAUGAACAUCAUCGGACCGUAAAAGAGAAAUUCGACGCUACAUGGCAGCGCAAGGAAGAGUUCGCGGGGCUAUAUCGCGCGAUCUUCGCUGCACUCACCGAUCUUUCGCAAGCGGAUCCUAGCGGUACUAUCUUACCACCAGAGAACGUCCUCCGUAUUCUCAUAGCCCCUGAUAGUCGAGAGAAGGAAGAAGCUUUCGCUCGAAUUGAGACCUUUACAGCUACUACGAAAGGAAUUACUAGCGCGAGACGUCUCUUCCUUACCAGAUCUGGAUACCUCGGUAUUACGGCAGAAGCCGCCCAGGUCAAUGAUCAAAUAUGGAUUUUGCCCGGUACAAGCGUGCCCUUCACCUUGCGACCUGGACAAAGUAACGGUCGUUUCCAGGUGGUAGGAGAGGCGUAUGUGUAUGGGUUGAUGCGCGGGGAGGCCGCUGCUGCGGGUGGAUUGCAGUUUCAGGAUAUUGAGCUCGAGUAG
Molecule: messenger RNA, 2301 nt
Organism: Coniosporium apollinis CBS 100218
Lineage: Eukaryota; Fungi; Ascomycota; Dothideomycetes
Exons: 1
Coding region: 1-2301 (766 amino acids)
Source: RefSeq, a predicted model, not a curated record